This is a messenger RNA of Lodderomyces beijingensis, 1335 nucleotides long. Lineage: Eukaryota; Fungi; Ascomycota; Pichiomycetes; Serinales; Debaryomycetaceae. The record is from the annotation of a GenBank genome assembly.
AUGUCGCAAGUUUGCAAGUAUGGGCCGCCGCUGCACCCCAGGCCUAGAGUCUACCACCGGAUCCACGAGUUGAUUGAGACCCACGCCAACGCGAAGCUUACCGGGGAGUACCACGAGGAGUAUGUUCAGACCUUGGCCACGCUCGAGGGUGUCUCCUCUGCCAACCCCGAGAUGAUUGACUUGCAGCCCGAGAUCCAAUGGUACAUGCGCCCGUUUCUAAUAGACUUUCUCAUUGAGCUCCACUCGAGCUUCAAGUUGCAGCCGCAAACGCUCUUCCUAUGCUUGAACAUCAUCGACCGGUACUGCGCCAAAAGGAUCGUUUUCAAACGGCAUUACCAGUUGGUCGGCUGCACGGCGUUGUGGAUCGCGGGGAAGUAUGAGGAUAAGAAGUCGCGAGUGCCCACGUUGAAAGAGUUGACCAUCAUGUGCCGCCACGCUUACGACGAGGAGAUGUUUGUGCAGAUGGAAAUGCACAUCCUUGGUACAUUGGAGUGGUCGAUUGGUCACCCGACGUUGGAGGACUGCUUGCAGUUGAGCAUCGCGGGGAGCCACCUUUCCGGGCCCCUCGACGACACCACUGCGAGUGCUGUUGGUGCCGUGGCGCGGUUUCUCUGCGAGUUGUCGCUAUACGAUAAGUUUUAUUUGGCUGUGCCGACCAGCAUAGUUGCCAUCACUGCCCAUUUGCUUGCGUGUUCAAUGUUGCAACUUCCGACAGCUGCCGCUGCGUUGAAACAGUUGCUAGAGAAAACAGAAACCACCGUGGCCCCUUUUGACGACGACGUGGAAAACAAGCAGCCGCCAGUCCACGGCGCGUUCCUUAGCGGCCUCGACGACACCAGCUUGCUCAUGAUAAAGAAGACCGCGCUAAUGUUGAUGCUCCACUUGAACAAAACAACAGAGGUGCUUUCCAAAAAAUACCAGGCCUCGGGAGUGAUCCAGGUUGUGCGAAACUACCACUCCAGCCACCUGCUGGUAAUGCAGGAGCUCAGCGAGAGCAAAGACAAUGUCCAGCUAGAUGCCAGGCUCAUACGUCUCGCCGACAUCUUGCUACAGCUCCACGACGAGUACUACUACAAACCCAGAUCGCCGUCGUUCUCGUCCUCCACGCUGAGCUUCGAGUCGGGACCGCCGGUAACCCCGCCGCUGGCCACCUCGCAGUGCUCUGUCUUUUCCAACAAACGGUCCAUCGACAGCGGGGGGUUUGUCUCCUCCUGCAACACGCCGACACACGCCAGUUUCCACCCGUUAGUGCCGCCGCGGUCCGCCACCAAGAUCAGAAAGAAGCGGUACGGAAGUAGUUGUGUAGCUGGGUAUUCGCCUGUUGCUAUAAACUAA